This is a messenger RNA of Camellia sinensis, 596 nucleotides long. The record is from RefSeq and is a predicted model, not a curated record. NCBI's taxonomy places the organism in Eukaryota, Viridiplantae, Streptophyta, Magnoliopsida, Ericales, Theaceae.
AGAAAAACCCUCUUAUUGAUUCUGAGUAUCCUGAAAGGCUGAGUAAGCCUUUUAUUGGCAUAUUGGGGGAUAUACUCAAUGGCAUCAUAUACUUCAGAUGUACAUUGAGACAACCACAUGGAGAAAUUUGUGCAAACAAUGUCUACUUGGUUAAUGGAAAUGCCAAGUUGGGCAAAGCUCUAAAUCCUAAGUGGUACGAGAAGACAUUUGGGGAUGACAUUAACAAGUUCUGCGGUAUGGUCAGGUCUCUCUUCAAGUCCAAAGGGUCUAAACUUCCCUUUGGUUUGGAUCAUUUGUGCAGAUACUUGCAAAAAUACAUCAAAUUUGAAAAGCAUUUGAUGAAUGCAAUUAAUCAUCCAAUCAUGUUGACGCCAGAUGCAAGAUGCGAGUAUAGGCUAGUUGCCUAUUCUCUUGUAAAACACCAUCAAAAUUGCCAGUUGGAGAUCAUGGUUAACAAGAGGUUAGGACAAGAGCUUUCACCCAAAAAAAAUUCUCAAUGGUCUUGGAUGGAAAGAAUUCAUGAGAAGGAGUUUGAGACAAUAUUGCAUUACCAACAUAACCAAACACUACCUCCAUCGCAGUUGCCCCCGCUGUAG